GUGGCCUUAAAAAAGAUAUUGAAACUAUCCACAAAAUGCUCGGUGUAGGGAAAUUCCUAGUGCUUUCGCUGGUGGUACUGCUCCAGGGACCAGUUCCUGUACGGCUGGAAUCGUUUCUAAAUACUCCUCCCCCGGACUACAAUCAACGAACAUCGCUAAAAGAUUGUCCCAAGCGCUUUUACUCGGAUGUUGGAGAGUACGUCGGCAGUUACGGCGCGUUCGGUGGAUUUCGAGCAUUGCGUGGCGAAUUUCAGCACAUGGUGGCAAUCGGGUGGACGCGAGCCGGCGGUCGUAUUGAUUACCUCUGCGGUGGAAGCUUAAUCAACCAGCAGUUCGUACUGACGGCGGCACACUGCAAUGUGGAUGCAAAUGGCAUUAAACCGGACACGGUGCGGCUGGGCGAUACGGAUCUGGGCAGUGCCGAAGAUGACGAGUUUGCGCAGCAAAUCUCGAUCGCUCGCAUCAUCGUGCAUCCGCAGUAUCGGGGUUCCCGCAAAUAUUUCGACCUGGCGCUGAUCGAGCUGCAGCAAAUGGUGCAGUACUCGGAAGCGGUAUGCUCUACCUGCUUAUGGCAGGAGCAAACCCUACCGGACGGUCCGAUGGAUGCGGUCGGGUUCGGUGCGACUGGUUUUGGUGAAUCGCUCAGCCCAACGCUGCAGCGCGUGGUGCUGAACCACAUUGGGCGGGAGGAGUGCGAGGGAAGAAUCUCGGUAAAACGGCGCGAAAUGCCGGAUGGCUUUCGGGAGGAUCAGUUCUGUGCGGCUAGCAGCAGCAUGGACACGUGCGAAGGUGAUUCCGGCGGUCCGAUCGGUGUGAAGCUGUACGACGUGGGAGGCACAUUGACUCCGCUGGUGACGGGUGUCGUUUCGUUCGGCACCCCGUGUACUGCCGGAUCGACCGGAGUGUACACGAAGGUGAGCAAAUACAUCGGUUGGAUCGAGCGGGAAACAAACGCAUCGUUAAGUUAUGCAGCAUGCAGCAAGACCACGUCUUGCAUCGGACGACCUAGCGAGACGAUAAACGUUAACUUUGAACGGAUCUACACUCAAAAUCGAUUCGGUCUGCUGUGGCAGGAGAGUGACGAACUGUCCCUGGGGUGGGAGUGUGGCGCUACGCUGAUCGACUAUCAGUUUCUCCUGACGACGGCUUCUUGCGUCACAUCGCGCAAAGGUCAUCCAAAGUUUGUCGUUUCGCAGGCAGACGAACGGGCACCCAUCACGGACGUGUACGUUUCGCCUCGGUACAAGCCGGGUCGCCCAGAAAACGAUGUUGCGCUGCUGAAGAUAGACCAGUACGUUAACCAUACAGUGUACCGACCAGCCUGUCUGUGGGAUCGACAAACCGACGGUGAAUGGUCGACUGAUCCAAAGUUUACCGCGUACGGAAUUGUAGGAGCUGAUGGGCUGCUUAAUGACACCGUCACAGUAACCGCCCGCGAUAGAAAGGAUUGUGAGGAUGCAUCGUUGCGCGGGACAGAUCUGCGCUGCUUCCACAAUCAAGUACCGAUGAUGCCGGGUGUUUGUUGGAUGGACUACGGCGGAGCAGUUAUCGAUAAAGCGUUCUGGGGCGAACCGGUGUCUGUGUACGGCAUUGUGGCACCGUUGAGUAAAGAUUGUGGCUCAACGCUGUACAUGAUCGACAUAAGUCCGCACAUCGCAUGGAUAGAAGCAAUCAUCGUUGGUAGGCGCGAUCAGUUUCUAGUGUUCUCCGAUUAAAAAGGUGAUUUUUUGAAAUGUAACUUGGACUCUACAAUCGACUAACGGACAGAAAAUCCUUACCAACAUUCUUAUUUAAAUGUUUUCCUCUGCUCGGCACAUUUUGUAAGUUUCGAAGAGUACAAUAUAUAUUUAUUUGAAUCUGA
Messenger RNA from Anopheles stephensi (Asian malaria mosquito), 1861 nucleotides. RefSeq names its product polyserase-2-like. NCBI's taxonomy places the organism in Eukaryota, Metazoa, Arthropoda, Insecta, Diptera, Culicidae. The coding region runs from base 36 to 1715 and encodes 559 amino acids. The record is from RefSeq and is a predicted model, not a curated record. Gene Ontology annotation, biological process: proteolysis. Gene Ontology annotation, molecular function: serine-type endopeptidase activity. The transcript is spliced from 6 exons.